AUGUGCAGGGGCAACAUACACACAGUGAGGCCCCGUACCUGCUGCGAGUGGUGGUUGCUGUCAUGCAGCUACAUCCCGUGUGUGAUUGCCAUGGCUCUAAUCAUGGCCAACACUUUUCCAUACCACCUUGUCUUUCUCCCUGUGCUCCGCAUUGCGUGCGAGAUCGGCAACGCGCACUUCGUUUACUACUACUACUGUCUGGUGGUGAUGAUACUUGCUGAGGCCUUGGUGUACAGCAACCUCUUUCUAGUCAUCUUCACCUGCCCAGGCUUCGUGCCGCACGAGCCGUGGGUGGAGGCGCCGGUGUACCAGGGCCGGUCUGUCAGUGACAACCCGUAUGAGGUGUUUGAACUUGAUCGGCUUGGUAAGCUGCGCUACUGCAGCUUCUGCAAGCAGUUCAAGCCGGAUCAGGCGCACCACUGCCACACAUGCCGCUGCUGUGUCUACCGUAUGGAUCACCACUGCCCCUGGAUUAAUAACUGCGUCGGACGUGGAAACAGCAAAUUCUUCCUCCUCUUCCUCGGCUACAUCCCUCUCGGGGCCUUUCACAUUGUGGCCACGACGCUCUUCAGCUGCGUCUUCCACUUUCCAAACUUCUUCUCUAGAGAAAUGCCGGACAACUCCUUGACGAGCAUCGUCCUCCUCUUCUCAAUGCUCUUCUCCUCCAUCAUGGGCUUCUGCUUCCUGGUCUUUGCGGCACACUUCUUGUUCAUGGCGUACCGCGGCCAGACCUCGGUGUCGCGCAUGAUUGCCUCGAAAAAGCACCCGGAUACGCUAGAGGAAGUCCGCAAGCGUCAGGCAGAGGAUCGCACGUUCUACAUGUUUGACCUCUUUGGCAGCGAUCAGCGGUGGUACAGGAUGAUGCUCCCCUUCAAACCUGACCACGAUCUCCGCCGCGCGCCACACGGCUACCUGCGCCGCUUCGGCGGCGCCACAGAGGUCGCCUACCUGAGCCUUGUAUAG
This is a messenger RNA of Leishmania braziliensis MHOM/BR/75/M2904, 963 nucleotides long. RefSeq lists its product as hypothetical. Bases 1 to 963 code for a protein of 320 amino acids. Gene Ontology annotation, cellular component: endoplasmic reticulum; Golgi apparatus. The transcript has a single exon. Gene Ontology annotation, molecular function: protein-cysteine S-palmitoyltransferase activity. Gene Ontology annotation, biological process: protein targeting to membrane; peptidyl-L-cysteine S-palmitoylation. The record is from RefSeq and is a predicted model, not a curated record. NCBI's taxonomy places the organism in Eukaryota, Euglenozoa, Kinetoplastea, Trypanosomatida, Trypanosomatidae.